AUGGCGACGCCCGCGUCCCCCGAAGAUUGGGAGGUCUCUGAUUUCGAAGUGGCCUCCAGCACCGCCGGCACCACUGACACAGUCUCCUCCACCUCGUUGGAAAUGCCCGCCUCGUUGGAAAUGCCCGCCUCAUUGGAAAUGCCCGCCUCUUUGGUCUCCGUGAAAUCCAAGGGCACGGACGAGGAGAAGAACUUCGAUGACGAAGAGGAAGAGGAAGAGCAAGAAGAGGAAGAUGAAGAGGGCAUGAUGAUGUGGGGCUAUUUGAGCGAGCGGAUGACCAUGGAGAUGGAGUUCCAGGUGUGGGAUGCCACCAGUGGAUGGCACCAAGCCUUCCUCGAUGUGUCUGACCGCUGCUACGACUACAAUGCCCGGGUGGGUCGGUCCCAGGAGAACAGAUCCCGCAACCGCUACGCAGACGUGAGCCCCUACGACCACAGCAGGGUGCACCUGAAGAAUGAGCAGAAUGACUACAUCAACGCCAGCUUCGUGGUGGUGGAGAAGGCCCAGCGGAAAUACAUCCUGACGCAGGGGCCGCUGCCCAACACAUGCGGCCACUUCUGGCUCAUGGUGUGGCAGCAGAACAGCAGAGCUGUGAUCAUGCUCAACAGGCUGGUGGAGAAGAACUCCAUGAAGUGCUCCCAGUACUGGCCCCCCUGCCAGGGCCAGACCCUCUUCUUCGAGGAGAUGGGCAUCAGCGUGUACAUGUUGAAGGAGGAGGUGAGGACCUCCUUCACGGUCCACUUCCUGAGGCUGAAGAACACGAUGACAAGAGAGGUCAGGUCCAUCUUCCACUUCCACUAUACCAGCUGGCCCGACUUCGGGGUGCCUAAAGCGCCGGCCUCCUUCCUGUCCUUCCUUUUCAUGGUGAGGGAGUCGGGCUGCCUCAACGAUGAGCAGGGGCCCGCGGUCAUCCACUGCAGCGCUGGCAUCGGGCGGUCGGGCAUCUUUGCUUUAGUCGAUACCUGCCUGAUCCUGAUGGAGAAGAGAGAGGACCCCUUUUGCCUGAACAUCAGACAAGUAUUGGUGAACCUGAGAAAGUACCGGAUGGGACUUAUCCAGACCCCAAAACAGCUAAGAUUCUCCUACAUGGCUGUCAUCGAAGGGGCGAAAUUCCUCAUGGCAGAUGAAAAUUUCAAGAAAAACUGGAAAGCACUUAGCAAUGUAAGACCAGGGCCCAGCUAUGAUGAGUUAUUUUCUCAGACACAUACAGAAUUCGAGGAUAAAGAAGAAAGAGAUGCAGGUUUUUCAGAUCUAGCAACGAGAACACCAAAUAGUGGAGAAGGAAGCAGUGAAGAUACCCAAAAACGACUUAGAGAAGACAAAAAAGCUAGUAGAGAGGAGGAGGAAGAAGAGGAGGAUGAGGUACUGCAGAAUAGAGAAAAGACAAGUGAGACUGAACUUAAAAGAAAAAGACUAAAUCCUCAGAACAUGUGA
Dromiciops gliroides (monito del monte) is the source of this 1434-nucleotide messenger RNA. RefSeq names its product tyrosine-protein phosphatase non-receptor type 2-like. Gene Ontology annotation, biological process: protein dephosphorylation. Gene Ontology annotation, molecular function: protein tyrosine phosphatase activity. The transcript is spliced from 2 exons. Lineage: Eukaryota; Metazoa; Chordata; Mammalia; Microbiotheria; Microbiotheriidae. The record is from RefSeq and is a predicted model, not a curated record. The coding region runs from base 1 to 1434 and encodes 477 amino acids.